Macrosiphum euphorbiae (potato aphid) is the source of this 1716-nucleotide messenger RNA. The record is from the annotation of a GenBank genome assembly. NCBI's taxonomy places the organism in Eukaryota, Metazoa, Arthropoda, Insecta, Hemiptera, Aphididae.
AUGAACUUUCAUUCAGUUGCUGAGCUAUUGCCAUGGAUGUUGUUGUUAUUUUCCUCGACCGGCUUCGCGUCUCCCGUUCCAAACAAGGAGUUCGAUUGCAAAGGCCGAGUAGAACGAUGCGAAAAGAAGAAAGCCGCCACCAGGAGACCAGUGUGCGGCACCGAUAACAUUAGUUACCCGAGUAGAUGUGCAUUGCUGCGGGUCCGAUGCUUUAACGACUCGCUGUUGCGUGUCAAGCACCGGGGACGAUGCAAAGAAAAGCAGCCCUGUUGGGUGGAUCACACUAUUAAAUCAGGGGAUCCAACUAGGACACCGGACUCGUAUAUGCCCAGGUGCAAAGCGGACGGCACAUACUUCCGGAUUCAAUGUCAUAAAAAGGAAGGAUAUUGUUGGUGUGUAACACCUGCGGGAAAAGUGGUGGCCAACACCAUUGUUCGAGGACAAAAGCCUCAGUGUGAUAAUGGCAGAGGCAAAUGGCGUAGAGGUUCUUUGAAGAAAGGAAGUAAUCCCAGAAGAGAAUGCAGUAAAAAUGAUAAAGCAAUAUUUGUCAAUAAUUUAGUCAGAAUAUUCAAAACGGAGUACAAUCGAGACCAAUAUGCAGCACUAUUAAAUGGUAAUCGUUCGCUUUUGGACCCGAUUACGUUGGACAAACGAGUCUCUGAAUGGAAAUUCAGUGCUUUGGACAUAGACAAAAACGGAACCCUCACUAAAAUAGAAUACAGAGACCUAAAAAGACUGGUUCGCAAAGUGGUCAGGCCUAAGAGAUGUUCCAGGACGUUUAUCCGCACGUGCGACACGGACCAUAAUAGCGUUUUGUCGAAAAUCGAAUGGAAUAAUUGUUUGUCGAUUGACGAAACAUUGGGCAUAAAGUCAUCGACAACCUCGACUACGACCACCUCUACAACUACCACUACGACUGAAAUUCCCCCACCGGACGACUACGAAGACAAAGACGACAGUGGAAUCGGUCUCGAGGAAGCCGAUCCUGAAGACAUACUACAAGAAAGCGUAGCUACACUUAGUGGUACUCUUCCGGGUUUAAUGGCCGAAGGCGACCAAGAGGAAGAGGCUGAAGUUAACGAUUGUUUAACGGACAGACAGGAAGCAUUGGAUGAUCCAUCGACAUCAUCUCACAAGUACAUACCAGAAUGUACUGUUGACGGAAGAUAUAAACAUGUUCAGUGUUACAAAUCAGUUGGUUAUUGUUGGUGCGCACAAGAAGACACCGGAAAACCAAUACCAGGAACCUCGGUGAAAGAUUCUAACCCUAAAUGUGAUGGUAUUCCAUUACUUUCAAGUCCAAUGAAAGGCUGCCCGGAGCAUAAAAAACAUAUUUUUUUAAAAGAUCUCAUGGAUUAUCUAAGACACAAACACAGUAAAAACAAUAACGCAUCAUUUGCUAAUGACUACGAAUCGAUAAUUUCAGACAUUUUUCAUUCUUUGGAUACAAAUCACAAUAAUGUGUUGGAGCGCAAAGAAUGGAAGAGUUUUCGCGAAGAAAUGUCAGCCAACAACAAACUGAAAAGGUGCGGAAAAAAAUUACCUCGGCAUUGUGAUGUGAAUCAUGAUAAUAAAAUUGGCUUUACAGAAUGGUUGAAUUGUUUAAAUGUUAAUCAUGUUCAGACUCAAACACAACCCAAUGAAUCCAACACAACAAUAACUGCCAAAAGAAGAGGUCCUAAUCCACUUGAGUCAUACCUCAAGGGUGAUGACUAA